This is a messenger RNA of Darwinula stevensoni, 4278 nucleotides long. The record is from the annotation of a GenBank genome assembly. Lineage: Eukaryota; Metazoa; Arthropoda; Ostracoda; Podocopida; Darwinulidae.
AUGUCGCACAUCCUCUCUCUUCCCACUGGGGCCAUCCCGCUCAUAACCGAGAACCCAGCCGUUUCGAGUUCGAUGGAGUCCCGUGGAUCAUGGGCGGAGAGACACCGGGCCUUCCUCGCGCUGUUGCUCUUACUGCGAAACGUCACAUCCAUCGAUUUCAUCCCUUAUUUGGCUGUGCAUCCGGGGCAGAGAUACGGAAACGUGGCGUCCGAAUUUGAGACCGCAACUCUUGGAACGUGCGGCAUAAAAUGCGUGAUGCAGAAACCGACGCCCUGCUACGCCUUCAAUUACCGGGAGACCGACCGCUCGUGUCAUUUGAUCCUCGACGCGAACGGCACACUCAUGGAAGCCGAUGGAUACCGGUCCUUCGUCCAGAGUGAGUCGUUGCCGAUUUGUAUCUUCCGAUUUCGAGAUGUGACCCAGACCACCCUAUUCCCAUACUUAGGGUUAUGUCUCAAAAUGCAUCCCAAGAUCCCGAACGCCAAUGUGUCCUUCGAGGGAUGGAACGGCUCAUACCCAGCCCCAGCAGGCGGCAUCGUCACCUUCCGCUGCCGCCAUCCGAAUGGGUUCACGGACGGCGCUCAUCUCCACACGGCGGAAUGUGCCCCCUUGGAUCCGGAUUCCUGGUGUUUCUCCUUCCAAGAGGGCGAGAAGGUACACGUGUAUCCCGAAUGUCGGCUGACAGAGAAGGGCAGGGAAUACAUAGGAAGGGUGAACGUGACGGAAUCGGGGCGGGGCUGUCUCGACUGGAGAGACUAUCCCUACGGCACGCCGGACGACUUCAACGUCACGGUUGAAGUCAAGGAAUUUCUGGAAUCCAAAUCGCCAUUCGAUCCUGACCGAACGCCGGCGACGAACGCGGCGUUCGAGGUCCACUUCCUCAAUCUGGACUCCUGGUCCCACCAGAACUUCUGUCGGAAUCCGUCCGGGAGGGACAGACCCUGGUGCUUCGUCUCCGACCCUGCAGAGCAAUGGGAAUACUGCGACAUCCCAACGUGCACAGACCCAGUCCCUCCCGAGUGCAAGACGACUCAGCAAGGUGGCGAAUACGUGGGACGAGCGAACGCGACGAUCGCGGGCGAUCCGUGCGUUCCGUGGAAGGUCGCGUUUGGCGAGAUCGGGGUGUUUCUCCCUGCCUUUCCGGAUGGGGACCGUGUCGACUCGGAGCACAACUUCUGCCGGAAUCCGAUCGGGGCUGUUGCUCCGUUUUGUUACUAUCGAGACGAUUUCGACGAUUUUUGGGAGCGAUACUGCGACAUCCCGUUCUGCGAUCGGGAAGUGGGAGCAGUCGGAGAGGGCGUGCAUCCGGAAUGUCGACUUUCCGAAAGGGGGAAGGAAUACGUCGGGAGCAAGAACGAGACCGAAACGGGAAAGGGAUGCCUGCCGUGGGAUUCUCGACUCUACGACAGACGCUGGGAUUUUCGUUCCUUCGCUUCCGAAGCAUUUUUCGUGGACGGAUUAUUUAAUGCGCUCAGUGGGGAGUACGAGCUACCCAGUCACGAUCGCUGCAGAAACCCGGGAUCGUACCGAAGGCGACCGUGGUGCUUCGUCUCCGACGUGGACGCGAAGUGGGAGUAUUGCGACAUCCCCUUCUGCCACGACCUCGCUCCACCGGAAUGUAAAGUGAGUCAGCGAGGAGCGGAAUACGCGGGGAAGAAGAACGUGACAAUAUCGGGGUACCCCUGCCUGAAUUGGCUCUCGAUCGUGGAGGGAAAUAGGCCAUAUUCAUUUUCGGAUGAACUCGAUGGACGUCACACGUUCUGCCGCAACCCUGUGGGCUUCCUCAACGGUCCUGCUUGCUUCAUCAGCCAGAUGGACUGGGAGUAUUGCGACGUUCCAUAUUGUCAGUUCGACGAUGAAGAACGGUGCGACGUUCGAGUCGACGGGCAGUGCGUCAGUCCAGUCGAAUGCAAGACGGACGCGAUCGGCCUGUCGUACACGGGGACGAAGAACGUGACUCGCUACGGACACAAAUGCCAAGCGUGGAUGAGCAACUCACCGAACAACAAGGUUCCCAUCUUCGAGGACUACACGGACGAGCAGCAGAUCCUGAACCCGAGGGAGUCCGGCGACUACUACGGGACGGCCUCCUUCCCGGACGACGUCCACCCGCGUCACAACUUCUGUCGGAACCCAUUCGGCGACGAAGGAGGUCCAUGUCCCUUACACCCUAUGGGACUCACAAAGUUAGACCCACGCCGAAGGCGGUUAUACCGAAGGCGACCGUGGUGCUUCGUCACCGACGUGGACACGAACUGGGAGUACUGUGACAUCCCCUUCUGCCACGACUUCAGUUCACCAGAACCUGCGAAUGAAAGUGAUAGAAAAGGAGGAGAAUACGUGGGGAAGAGGAACGUGAUGAUAUCGGGCUUCCCUUACACCAAUUACCGUGAAGAGGAACGCCGUCCAAAAAAAAAAUUGGAGUUCCAGCAUACCUCUACUUCACUCGAUCAGCACAACCUCUCUCUUCCCACUGGGGCCAUCCCGCUCAUAACCGAGAACCCAGCCGUUUCGAGUUCGAUGGAGUCCCGUGGAUCAUGGGCGGAGAGACACGGGGCCUUCCUCGCGCUGUUGCUCUUACUGAGAAACGUCACAUCCAUCGAUUUCAUCCCUUAUUUGGCUGUGCAUCCGGGGCAGAGAUACGGAAACGUGACGUCCGAAUUUGAGACCGCAACUCUUGGAACGCGCGGCAUAAAAUGCGUGAUGCAGAAACCGACGCCCUGCUACGCCUUCAAUUGCCGGGAGACCGACCGCUCGUGUCAUUUGAUCCUCGACGCGAACGGCACCCUCUUGGAAGCCGAUGGAUACCGGUCCUUCGUCCAGAAUGUGACCCAGACCACCCUAUUCCCAUACUUAGGGUUAUGUCUCAAAAAGCAUCCCAAGAUCCCGAACGCCAAUGUGUCCUUCGAGGGAUGGAACGGCUCAUACCCAGCCCCAGCAGGCGGCACCGUCACCUUCCGCUGCCGCCAUCCGAAUGGGUUCACGGACGGCGCUCAUCUCCACACGGCGGCAUGUGCCCCCUUGGAUCCGGAUUCCUGGUGUAUCUCCUUCCAAGAGGGUGCUGUGGAAUGCGAGAAGGUACACGUGUAUCCAGAAUGUCGGCUGACAGAGAAGGGCAGGGAAUACAUAGGAAGGGUGAACGUGACGGAAUCGGGGCGGGGCUGUCUCGACUGGAGAGACUAUCCCUACGGUACACCAGACGACUUCAACGUCACGGUUGAAGUCAAGGAAUUUCUGGAAUCCAAAUCGCCAUUCGAUCCUGACAGAACGCCGGCGACGAACGCGGCGUUCGAGGUCCACUUCCUCAAUCUGGACUCCUGGUCUCACCAGAACUUCUGUCGGAAUCCGUCCGGAAGGGACAGACCCUGGUGCUUCGUUUCCGACCCCCCUGCAAAGCAAUGGGAAUACUGCGACAUCCCAACGUGCACAGACACAGGUAAAAACCCUUCGCUGCACUUCCAGCCCCCGGUGUUUCUCCCUGCCUUUCCGGAUGGGGACCGUGUCGACUCGGAGCACAACUUCUGCCGGAAUCCGAUCGGGGCUGUUGCUCCGUUUUGUUACUAUCGAGACGAUUUCGACGAUUUUUGGGAGCGAUACUGCGACAUCCCGUUCUGCGAUCGGGAAGUCGGAGCAGUCGGAGAGGGCGUGCAUCCGGAAUGUCGACUUUCCGAAAGGGGGAAGGAUUACGUCGGGAGCAAGAACGAGACCGAAACGGGAAAGGGAUGCCUGCCGUGGGAUUCUCAACUCUACGACAGACGCUGGGAUUUUCGUUCCUUCGCUUCCGAAGAAUUUUUCGUGGACGGAUUAUUUAAUGCGCUCAGUGGCGAGUACGAGCUACCCAGUCACAAUCGCUGCAGAAACCCGGGAUCGUACCGAAGGCGACCGUGGUGCUUCGUCUCCGACGUGGACGCGAAGUGGGAGUAUUGCGACAUCCCCUACUGCCACGCCCUCGGUCCACCGGAAUGUAAAGUGAGUCAGCGAGGAGCAGAAUACGCGGGGAAGAAGAACGUGACAAUAUCGGGGUACCCCUGCCUGAAUUGGCUCUCGAUCGUGGAGGGAAAUAGGCCAUAUUCAUUUUCGGAUGAACUCGAUGGACGUCACACGUUCUGCCGCAACCCUGUGGGCUUCCUCAACGGUCCUGCUUGUUUCAUCAGCGUCUACCUGACCCUCAUAACGCUGCAAGGUAUAACAGUCAAGCUGCUACUUCUUGCCACGCUGCAAGCUCAGCUGCCCGUCACGCAGUCACUCAUUUAUUUUCACAGACCGGCGUGGCUUUAA